Molecule: messenger RNA, 2479 nt
Organism: Dendrobium catenatum
Lineage: Eukaryota; Viridiplantae; Streptophyta; Magnoliopsida; Asparagales; Orchidaceae
Product: pentatricopeptide repeat-containing protein At2g03880, mitochondrial
Exons: 2
Coding region: 90-2030 (646 amino acids)
Biological process (GO): RNA modification
Molecular function (GO): protein binding; zinc ion binding; RNA binding
Source: RefSeq, a predicted model, not a curated record
UUAGGUGAUGGUGGCAUAUUUUCUCUAUAAUCUGUUCCGAUCUAACCUUGCCCCUACUUUUUGUAAAGCAUAUCAUCUUUCUACCAGUAAUGAACCGCCUCUCCCGCCACUUCACUACAAGCGCUUCUUCCCGCGCUCUUGUUCUUCCCUGUUUACUGCCGAACCAUUCUUCUGGUCUUUUCCCUAACAAAAUCCUAACCCUUGAUCCUAACCAAUCUCUCGUCCAAUCCUUCACCCGCCUCUCCCUCCAUGGACCCCUCUCCGAUGCCAUGGCGGCUCUUGAAACUAUCGACUCACGCUGCCUCCAUGCAGCCGAUCCCAUUGACUACCUCCACCUCAUCAAGCUCUGCCUCUCGGCUGGAGCCGCAGAUGCUGGCCGCCGAAUCCACCGUCAUCUCACCUCCGCAGGCUAUCUUCCUGUCCUCUUCCUCUCAAACUCCCUCCUUGGAAUGUAUGUACGCUUUGGCCUCAUUGGUGAUGCCCGCCAACUGUUCGGAGAUCUGCCCCAUCGAAAUGUCGUCUCUUGGACUACCAUGAUCUCCGCAUUUAUUGACAUCGAACUUGGGAGAGAAGCUCUGGAAUUCUUUGUUUGGAUGCAGAGAGAUGGAAUUCGACCUAACAUGUUCACCUUUUCGUCAAUUCUACGAACCUGCGACACUUUGAAAGCCGUUUGGGCAAUGCACUGUUGUGUCAUCAAGCAUGGUUUGGAUUCUGAUGAUUUUGUGCGGAGUUCGCUGAUCGAUGCCCACUUUAGGUGUGGAGAUUCGGAGAGUGGUCACCUGGUUUUCAAUGAAAUUAUAACAGGGGAUCUUGUUGUGUGGAAUUCAGUCAUUGGUGGCUUUGCGCAAACAGGCAAUGGUCACGAAGCUCUGAAGCUGUUUAGACAGAUGAAAAGAGCUGGCUUUUUAGCUAAACAAGCUACUUUAACUAGUGCUCUGAGAGCUUGCACUGGUAUGGUCUUUCUAGAGAUGGGACAACAAGUUCAUGGCCAUUUGCUCAAGUAUAAACCUGAUCUGAUUCUGAACAAUGCAUUGCUUGAUAUGUAUUGCAAAUGUGGAAGCUUGGAAGAAGCAGAAGUCAACUUUGAAAGAAUGCCCGAGAAGGAUGUGAUAUCUUGGAGCACAAUGAUCUCGGGCCUUGCUCAGAAUGGACGAAGUCUUGAAGCAUUGAGACUCUUUGAUUUGAUGAAGGCAGAAGGAGCAAAGCCGAACUACAUCACUAUGGUAGGCAUUCUUUUUGCUUGCAGUCAUGCUGGUUUGGUUGAAGAUGGUUGGUACUAUUUUCGCUCGAUGAACCAACUCUUCGAUAUAGAACCAGGAAGUGAGCAUUAUGGCUGCAUGGUUGAUCUUCUUGGAAGAGCAGGGAAGCUUGCGGAAGCUGUGAAGUUUAUCCAUGAAAUGGAAUUCAAACCAGAUGCUAUUAUAUGGAGAACCCUCCUUGGAGCUUGCAGGGUUCAUAAGAAUGUGAGCCUUGCUGCUUAUGCAGCACAAGAGAUUCUGAAACUAGAACCUGGAGAUGAAGGGACUUGCAUAUUAUUAUCAAAUAUUUAUGCAGAUGCUAAGCAAUGGUCAUAUGUUGAGCAGAUGAGGAAGAUGAUGAGGGAUAGAGGCAUUAGGAAAGAGCCUGGUCGGAGUUGGAUGGAUGUUGGGAAGGAAACCCAUGUCUUCAUUGCUGGGGAUUUCUCGCAUGCUCAAAUGGAAGGUAUUGGUAGGGAACUAGAGAGGUUGAUCAGCAAAAUAAGUAAUAUGGGUUAUGUACCUGAUACUGAAUUUGUGCUGCACGAUUUGGGGAGAGAACAGAAGGAAGAGUCUAUUCGGUAUCAUGGCGAGAAGAUGGCAAUUGCAUUUGGAAUGAUGAAUUCAACAUCGGGGAAGCCAAUCAGAAUAAUGAAGAAUCUCAGGAUCUGUGGAGACUGUCAUGCUUUUGCAAAGCUUGUUUCGAGGACUGAAGGCAAGCUAAUUGUAAUUAGGGACCCAGUUCGAUUUCAUCAUUUCCAGGAUGGAGCUUGUUCAUGUGGGGAUUACUGGUAGUAGCAAAUAUCCAUCAAUUGUUUUGUUAUUCUGACAAAUCACAUGAAUUGCUUUAAAAAAGCGUUGUCCCUGACGCCGGAGCUGAGCUAAUUAAUCCGGUUAAACGUGGUGGAUUCUUCUACCAAGGAGUUCUUGGAUUAGUGCUCGGACACGGCCACCGGAUCAUCGACGUGGAUUCGUCGAGCCCCCUCCGGUCUGGUGUCAGUCCCCAGAUUAAACAUGAUGUUUGAGAUAUGUUAUGAGAAGCUGAAUUGCAUAUUAUCUGGGGUAAAGACAAAAUCUUGAGGGCUGGAAGUAUUUUGUAGACCCUGGAAAGAGAAAAAAAUCAUGAUGUAUUGGAAUUCUGACUGGAGGUUGAAGGUGAAGGGCAAUGCUGUUCAAUAUCAUCAUCAUCUCCAUUAACAUUAUGCCCAUUCUUUGGGAUUGUUUUUAUGAAUGCUCAUUCUCCA